AUGGCCCUCAGUAUCCGGCAGAAGAGGGUGCGAAGAAUCUCCGGAGACCCAGUCGAUGGGGUUGUGGUGCAAGGCCCUGUGGAUGGUCUGGCUACUGGCACCCCACUCUAUAGUGUGGCGGUGCAAGGCACUAUAGAUGGAAGGACUACUUGUAGACCAAGGGGUUGGAGGUUUGGUACCUGGAAUGUAGGCACGUUGACAGGAAGAAGUUUGGAAGUGGUGGAGGAGCUGCAGAGGAGAAUGGUUGACGUGGCUGCAUUACAGGAGGUCAGAUGGAAGGGUGAGGGUACAAGGUUUGUGGGGGCUAAAGGUGGAAGAUAUAAGUUGUGGUGGAAGGGGGAUGAUGGUACGGGAGGAGUUGGUGUGAUGGUAAGAGAAGAGUUGUUGGAGCAGGUGUUGGAAGUGAGGCGGAGAAGCAAUGGGGUAAUUGUGGUGGUGAUGGUGUUUGGAAAAGUAAUAGUGAGGGUGAUAUCAGGAUAUGCUCCGCAACAAAGUAGGAAGGAAGAGGAGAAGGAUAGGUUUUAUGAUGAUGUUUCUGACAAAAUUGGGCAAGCGGGGUUGAAUGAGUUUGUGGUGUUGUUGGGUGAUUUGAAUGGUCAUGUGGGGGCGGAUGCAGACGGAUAUGAAGGUGUACAUGGGGGAUGGGGAUAUGGUAUACGGAAUGAGGAAGGGCGUAGAGUGUUGGAGUUAGCGGAUGCACACAGCAUGGUGGUGGGGAACACUUGGUUCACAAGGGAACCAGCGCGAUUGAUUACUUAUAGGUCAGGGGAACAUAGAUCGAUGAUCGACUAUAUAUUGGUAAGGGCCAAACAUAGGAAGUAUGUGAAGAAUGUGAAGGCGAUACCUGAGGCAAAAGGUCAGGGGAAGGCUGUCAAAUGUUCUCAGUGUGAGUACUUUGCGCAUGCAAACUGUGUUUCAAUCCCUGAAGAAGUUUGCAACCUUUUGGAUUCCAGUACCAACCUUAGAUGGUUCUGUGAUAGAUGCUCAAAUGUUUUCAACAAACUCAACACAUUGAACGAUUUGAAUGCAAAUAUAAAGUCAGAGCUUGAGAAUAUCAACGCAACAUUAGAAAGUAAUAGAGAAAAGUUAAACCAGCUUGAGAGCACUGAUGUUUUUCGUGGUGAAUUGAACAUCUUGAAGAAUGAUAUGAAAGUAUUUUUUGCAGAUAUCGUCAGUCGCGGGCUUAAAGGGCACGCUGAUGAUAUCAAGGCCGAAGUCAAAACAGUCCAGACGACAAUAAAUGAUGCUAAACAAAUCAAAGAAAGAGAAAACAAUCUAAUUAUGUUUCAUUUGCUUGAGAGCGACGGUGACCGGGUGGGCGUCAUGAAGACUCUGAAACACCUGUCUAAUAAUGUUGUUUAUGCUAACCUAGUCCAUCUAACUAGACUCGGAAAAAAACCAGACGAUCAUACCCGACCGCUGUUGUUGAAAAUGGAUAAUGUUGACAUAAAAAACAUGAUAAUUAAAAAUGUCUCUAAAUUAAAAUCGCUUGACGUCAGCCUGGGUUGCGUCGGACUCAGUCACGAUCUCUUCCCAGAGCAGAGAAAGGAACUGAGGUCAAGGAUAGAGGAAGCAAGGGCAUUAGAAGCUUUUGACAAGGGUUUUUUAUACUAUGUAAGAGGCCAGACGAAUGAUCCUUAUGCUGCUAAUUUAAAUGAUAUCUUCGAUAAUUUUCAACUCAUCAAUCAUGUAAAAGCCCCAACACAUCUACGUGGUGGUACACUAGACUUGAUAGUGGCCUCCGAGGAUUUUCCAGCUCAUGACUGUUUAGUCCAUCCAAGUUUUCAACCGCCUCCGGCGUUGAACUUUGAUCAAGGCAAUGUUGAAGAGAGUUGGAAAGUAUGGAUACAGAGAUUUGAGCUAUUUCUUUUUGCUUCUCGAUCGGACCAGCUUCCAGAAAAGAUGCGGCACAAUUUAUCCUAUGAAACAAUGCCCAGCAUUUGGAAAACAAUGUUACAGAUGUUUAAAACAAAACCAUUUUGGUAG
This is a messenger RNA of Helobdella robusta, 1986 nucleotides long. RefSeq lists its product as hypothetical. The transcript has 6 exons. NCBI's taxonomy places the organism in Eukaryota, Metazoa, Annelida, Clitellata, Rhynchobdellida, Glossiphoniidae. Gene Ontology annotation, molecular function: catalytic activity. The coding region runs from base 1 to 1986 and encodes 661 amino acids. The record is from RefSeq and is a predicted model, not a curated record.